AUGGGACAAAUAAAUCAAACAAGCAUUUCAGAAUUUUUUCUUAUGGGAUUUUCCCAGGGCUCAGAGCAUGAACCAAUCCUAUUUGGACUGUUUUUGUGCAUAUUUGUCGUCACUAUGCUUGGGAACCUGCUCAUCAUCUUGGCCAUCAUCUCUGACUCCCACCUCCACACACCCAUGUACUACUUCCUCUCCAACCUGUCCUUUGCCGACAUCUGUUUCACCUCCACAACCAUCCCAAAGAUGCUGGUGAAUUUGCAGACCCAGAACAAAGCCAUCACUUAUUCAGACUGCAUCACUCAGAUAUAUUUUUUCUUGGUUUUUGGAGGUAUGGACACAUUGCUCCUCACGGUCAUGGCAUAUGACCGAUUUGUGGCCAUCUGUCACCCUCUCCACUACACAGUCAUCAUGCACUCCUGCCACUGUGGCUUAUUGGUUCUCAUGUCCUGGUUUAUCAGCUUGACAUACUCCCUCAUCCAAAGUCUGCUGAUCCUGCAGCUAUCCUUCUGUACCGACUCAGUAAUUCAACAUUUUUACUGUGAAAUUGCUCAGCUCCUUAAACUAGCCUGUUCAGACACACUCAUUAAUCGUAUACUGAUAUAUAUGGUGACUAGCCUUCUUGGCAUUGUUCCUUGCUCAGGCAUCUUUUUCUCCUACACCCGAAUUGUCUCCUCCAUCCUGACAAUCCCAUCAGCUGAUGGGAAGUAUAAAGCAUUUUCUACCUGUGGGUCUCACAUGACUGUGGUUUCUUUAUUCUAUGGGACAGGCCUUGGUGUAUAUUUCAGUUCUGAAACAUCACUCUCUUCCUGGAAUGGCAUGCUUGCCUCAGUGAUGUAUGCUGUGGUCACCCCCAUGCUGAACCCCUUCAUCUACAGCCUGCGGAACAAGGACGUAAAGAGAGCUGUGCAAAGACUUUUCAGAAGACCUCUUUGUAUUCUGUGA
Choloepus didactylus (southern two-toed sloth) is the source of this 939-nucleotide messenger RNA. Its product is annotated as olfactory receptor 7D4-like. NCBI's taxonomy places the organism in Eukaryota, Metazoa, Chordata, Mammalia, Pilosa, Megalonychidae. The coding region runs from base 1 to 939 and encodes 312 amino acids. Gene Ontology annotation, biological process: G protein-coupled receptor signaling pathway. Gene Ontology annotation, cellular component: membrane. The transcript has a single exon. The record is from RefSeq and is a predicted model, not a curated record. Gene Ontology annotation, molecular function: G protein-coupled receptor activity; olfactory receptor activity.